This is a messenger RNA of Anisakis simplex (herring worm), 546 nucleotides long. Lineage: Eukaryota; Metazoa; Nematoda; Chromadorea; Rhabditida; Anisakidae. The record is from the annotation of a GenBank genome assembly.
AUGGGCAACGCGAAUGCCCCGCGUACGUCGAGUCUUUUUGGCUCGAUCAUGUCAUCAUCAACCUCAAGCACCCAACAACAGCAACAAUCAACACCAUCAUUUUCAUUUUCGGCUGCUCUCGCCAAUCCACAGCAGUCAACCGGCAGUGUGUUCGGUGCGAAGCCUGUUGUGACUGGUGCAACGUCAACAUUCGGAGGUGCACCAACGUUUGGAUCGAAACCGACAUUCGGUGCGCGUUCACCACUUGCAUCUGCGUUCUCACAGGCUGUUGGAGUUCAACCCACACAAGCGACGGUGCCUUCGAGUGGUGGAAUAUUCUCUGCAUUCGCCCACUCGGGCGUAUCGUCAGGUUUCGGUGCGUUGGCAGCCGCCAGUCAACAGCAAGGUCAGAAAAGUUCUCUGUUCGGUGGUAGUGGGUUUGGUUCACUUGUCCAGCAACAACAACAACAACAACAGAAACCAUCCGUUUUCGGCGGUUCCACCUUCGGUGCACAAGCGAACACUCAAAGGUAUCUUGUCGUGACUAGAUUCUCAAAAAUCUUUUAA